Molecule: messenger RNA, 8675 nt
Organism: Mizuhopecten yessoensis (Yesso scallop)
Lineage: Eukaryota; Metazoa; Mollusca; Bivalvia; Pectinida; Pectinidae
Exons: 36
Coding region: 125-7252 (2375 amino acids)
Source: RefSeq, a predicted model, not a curated record
GGUAAUAAUAUAAAGUCUAUAUAAAAGAAAGAAUAGGAACAAAUAUCCUUGUGGGUACAUGUGGCUUUGAAGAAACGGUUGGAAUUAAAUGUUUUGAUGAGGAUUUAUUAAAAAGAAUAGCAACAUGUUUGCAACACGACCGUUGCUCUUCCUCGCCAUUAUUGGAUUGGCGGCCUGCCAGAUGGAAAAAACAGACUGUAUGGACGACCUAUGGAAGGAGGGGAAACUCUCUCUGGCCAUGAUAUCAGUGUCUUCACAUAACGCCGACAAAGCACAAAUCACACCUGAUGGACAGGGAUGGUGUGGUGACAACACAACUAACAACAACAGAAUCGAAAUCGUCUUUGCUGAACCGACCGUCGUGCAUCAGAUCCAGAUAAUGAGCAGUGUUGGUAAAGGCAACGUUAGACAGAUACAGCUCUUGACAACAUUUGAUAAACAUUCUGCCUGGGACCAACUCGUAGCAACCUUUGAUACACAGCUUAAUAAUCAUUCAGCAACUGUUAUGGAUGCAGGAGGCAGUAACCUUAUCAAGAUGAGGAUAAACAUAGUAUCUUUUGACCACAGUCCAUGCAUGCGGCUACAACUCUUUGGAUGUUCUCCUAAAGACAUCUGCCCUGACUGUCAGAAUGGAGGACAAUGUUUACAGAAUGCAGUAUGUAAAUGUCCCUACGGCUUCAGUGGUAAUCUCUGUGAAACUGAAACGAGUAAACCACCUGCAAACGCGUGCAUGGCUAGGCAAGGGUUAGGUGAUAACACAUUAUCGUCGGAUCAUCUACGAGUGUCCACGUCUGCCAAAAACCAAUCCAAGGAUAUGGGGAGGCUGAACUACUGUUGCAAAGGUGAUGUUAUCGGCGGCUGGUGCCCUGCUCACGCUGAUCUCACUCCGUGGUACGAGGUCAUGUUUCCAUCACCUGUGGCCUUUGGUGGACUUGAGAUCCAGCCUCCGUCUAUGCUGGGAGUUCUCAUCCCACCGACCUUCUUUAUGAAGACCUUUCGCCUGGAGAUCAUCUUAUCAGAAGAUUCUCUCAAGCAAUGGAGGGUUGUAGCACCAACGAUUGACGCAAUAUCCAACAGUACCAUCCGCAAGUCCUGGUUGAGUGUUAACCCCCACGUUGCCAUAGAUGCCCUGAGGAUAUAUCCUCUCACCAGUGAGAUAAAUCCCUGCUUUCGGUUCGACGUCCUGGGCUGUGAACCUUCAGAGCUGUGCUCCUCGGGUUUUUGUAAGAAUGGCGGAACAUGUGUCGGCCAGCAACAGUGUGCGUGUACACGUGGGUUUUACGGAUCGGACUGCAGUGUUACGACACUUACAACGACUGUUUUUGAAAUAACAACUAUCAUCAAGCACGUGAUCCAUACGACGACAGCCCUGACUUUUAACAUCCAAGGCCACGUGAGUCUGGUUAAUUCAUCUCUCGGACAGGCAAUGCACGUGACCGGCGCCAAUAGUUACGUAACAGUCAGUAAUGCUGUGUUUCCGUCUUGUCUUAGAGAUAUAAGAUCGUGUAGCUCUGGGUUUACAAUCAACCUGAAUGUCAUGUUCAACAAACUGGAGGAGAAUACCUAUAUAAUUUCUAAUGGUGGUGAUCGUCCUGACGGCAUGGGUUUAACGCUGUAUUACGCUUCCAAACAGCUACACUAUAUAGUGACGACUGAGACCCUCAUAUGGAGCCUCACAACAACCACUAGUCUGGUCACAGGCGUUUGGCAGCACCUCGAGAUCUCCUGGAGUUCUUCUCUCGGAAUCGAACUCCUUAACAACGGCAAGCUGAUCGGUAGCAUUACCCGACCACAGCCCCGCCCAACGGCGCUUAAGAUAAAACCAAGGGAAUUAACUUUGGGUUAUGGCUACGUUAGCACGUCUUCUGAGGUAUCAGUGACAUUCAACGGUCUGAAAACAUACGACGCUAAGAGGACAGAUUUAGUGACCCAAGGUGUCAUCACCGUACCAACCACAACAACAAGUACUGCUAAGCCAACGAAACCAUCGUCAGGGUUGAUUCAAGAAACAUUUGAGUUUCAAAGUAUUGUUGGAAACGUCAUUCAAACCACUUCGAACUUGACGCUUAAUAUACAUGGUCACGUGACACUAUCAACCUCCCAAUCAGGAGGGAAGGCGGUGAUGUUGAAUGGGACUGAUUCCUACAUAACUAUUGUCAACAAAACAUUCCAAUCAUGUCUGCAAGCUAUUGAUACAUGCUCCCACGGAUUCAGCCUAGCCAUUGUUGUCUUAACCAAACAGCUUGAAAACAACACCUAUUUCCUUUCUAAUGGCGGUGAUCUGGAUCGUGGUAUGGGCGUAGCGUUGCUAUAUAUUAACAAUAAAAUUAAACUGGUCAUCAGUACGAGUUCACAGAUCUGGAACUUCGAGGUCAAGAGUUCUCUUAAAACGAAUGUCAUAUACCGAAUGGAAAUAUCCUGGAGCAAAACUUUAGGAUCAAAGCUGUACAUUAACGGUUUGCUGGUGGGGGAAGCAAUGGAGUCCAUCCGGGUAACACCGGGGAAUUCGAUUAACGCACUUUCGAUUGGCUACGGUUUCUCAUCGGUACACACGACCGUUUCCAUGGAGAUAUACAGUCUGUUGGUAAUAGAUUACGAACGCUCGUAUCUUGUACAACAAGGCAUUUGGACAACAACAAAGCCCAGUACCACCCCAAUCGCUGUGUCAACGCCAGCAUCAACUGCAGUUACAACGAAAUCAACCAUCCAGUCUUUAAACUUCACAUUCAUACUGAUAAAGGACAACUUAUUGGUGACACCUCUGCACAACUUCACCGUGUAUGGGAAGCCUAGCAUCGUACCGGAAAUUAGCGGAGGUGCCAUACUUGUACUCAAUACGACUGGACAGUAUGUGGAACUGCCAAAUACCGGCAUGCAGUGCUUGCAAGAUCUAACUACAUGUGACAACGGUUUUACAUUGAGUUUAGAAAUAAAAUUUCUUAACUCUUCAAUCACGGAUAAACAGUACAUCUUCUCAAGUGGAGGCGACCAGUUGAACACUUCCGGUAUUGCACUGUACCUGUGGAAGGGGGAGUUGUAUUGUUCUGUGAAGUGGAAUAAAGUCUUAUGGGCUUCGAAAUCCAAAAUUCAUUUCAGUCAUACUGAGUGGCAUACCUAUCAAGUGUCCUGGAAUGAUGUCGAUGGAUUUAUAGUAUACAUUGACGGUCAGCUGUUUAUGAAUCAUACACUCAGAUUCCCCAACCCAACACAACCGGAUAUUCAUUCUUUACUGAUUGCGAAAGGUCAUGGAUCCUCCAGCACUUCAUUCCUUGAUAUCAGAAACUUGUUUGCAUGGACAGCGUCACGUGAUGUUCUCAUACACGAACAUAUUAUUCAAGAUUACACCACAAUCAAGCCAACGUCAACAAAACCUAAACCACCAACGGCAGCCCCAACAACACAAACGACAAAGGCGCCAACAACACCACCAACAACAAAGACGCCAACGACACUACCACCAACAACAAAGGCGCCAACAACACCACCACCAACAACAAAGGCGCCAACAACACCACCAACAGCAAAGGCGCCAACAACAACACUGCCACCAACAAAGCCCCCGACUACUACAUCAGCCAAGAAUAUAGUUUCCUACAACUGGUCGUUCACACAAAUCAGCCAGACGAAUCUGAUUACGUCUGAGAACAUUACGCUACAUGUAUACGGUGGGGCUACGGUGGACCCCAAACAGAUGGCCCUCCACAUCACACAAACAACCCACUACAUUGACUUCGGCAUGCACAAGAACACAUGUUUAGGUAAUCUUGAUAUGUGUCAGUCUGGGAUCACGUUUGAGGUUGAAGUGGCGUUUGAAUCACUCCAGGAAAAUACUAUAAUCAUGUCAAGUGGAGGAGAGAAAACGGAUGGAACAGGAAUUGCCCUCGUCUAUAGAUUUGGCCAAAUCCAGUGUGUUGUCUCCACUUCAACUGUAUCAUGGUACGUGUCUGUACCCCGCGACAAACUUACCAUCUCGUCCUUCAAUUCCAUCGUAGUCUCUUGGGCGCUUGACAAGGGUUUGAUUUUGUAUGUAGACAAGCAGAUUGUAGAUUUUAGUACGACACAAAUAUCCCAUCAGUUGGUCAACAGCUCGAACCAGCAUCUUUACGUAGGACAGCCACCAACAGUCUCGUCCACGACAAAGGUAGACUUCUACCUCAAGUCCAUCCACUGCUGGCAAGUCUGGAUCGACAUCAUUAUUGACAUCGACAUAAUCAUCGGUUUCCCGCCAAGUAAAGUGACCACAACCCGUAAACCCGUUACGACAAGGGCGACAACUCCAACAACAACGAAGGCACCGACAACAUUACCUCCCCCUGCCAGUACCACAGACGUUUGUAAUAAAGGCUGGAUCUGUAAAGACGACAUAACAACACCUAAGCCAACGACAACAAAGAAACCUACCACACCAAAGCCGACAACUACUCCGAAACCCACAACAGAGGCGACCACUACACCUAAAACUACAACACCUCGUACAACUACACCUCGCACAACUACACCGCGCCCAACUAAACCCGGCCUGCCAAUUUACAACGUGCAUCCUCAUAUCCGACCUGGAGUUGACGGGCAGGGGUCUGCUUUCUUCACAUGUGCUUUCGAAAAGUCAUAUCAGGAAAAUGUUGAAUUUAUUGUCUGCCUGAACAUCAAUGGGAAUUGUGAACUAAUGAACAUCGUGUCUGGAUUGACGGAUAGUUAUAAGUUUACAGUUGCCAGCAUCAAUGACAACCUGUUCAACAAAAAGGUGACGUGUUCCAUCCAGGCUCGGUACAAAGGUCAAAGUGGACUGACGAGUAAACUCACCAGUGCACUCUUCAUCCCCACCAUCAAGCUUAUCACUACUGGCAAGCUAGUAUUGACCGAGGGGCGGACUCCCCAGUAUGUCACCAUCAAUUCCACAGCUCCCCCACAAAUGUUCUGUUGUCAAGGUUGUAAGGGACAGUGUACUAUAGUCAUUCAGACUCAUACUGACUACGAUCGGCGUGACAAAAAGUGUGGACAGUUGGUUCUACCACAAGUUAUUAUCGGAUGGAAAGGUCCGAGUCAGACCACAAAAGCGGAGUCAUGCGGAGCCUCUCUGUCGCAAUCCAACUGGCAAGGCCUAAUUCAGAUCCCCAUCACCGCUAUGGUGGAUAACAUGUACGACCGCGACCACAAUACCCACGUGACCGUCCAGGCCCUAGUGACGUUUCCCCGGCAACCCCCGAUAGUGACCAGUACUUCGCUUACUCUCAAUAUCGGUCGCAUUGAUGUGGUUGCUAAGGACAACGACCACAAGUCUAUGUGUACAUCAUUAAAUGAUCCUCAUAUCACAACGUUUGACGGCAGACGAUAUGACAAUUUCAACACCGGAGAAUUUGUUUUGUACCGACAUAAGACACUUCCAUAUGAGGUCCGAGCACAGUAUCAAAAAUGCAGUACUCGGAGACAUUCUAAUCCCUCAUGUAACUGCGCAGUCGCGAUAAAAUCUGGUGACGAUGUAAUAACGUUUUCGAGCUGUGGAAGUCAUGGCGUCAUGGCACCCCAACCCCAACAUGGCCACCAUGGUCAUGACCGUCACCACCACCACCAACCGGCACCAACUCCAAUCACGAUACAGAUGUUUAAGAACGGUAAACUCACUCCCGGCACUGUCAUCCGUCGACUGGGAUGCGGACAAAAGUAUGAGGUACAUCUACCUACCGGCACUGUCGUAACAAUCCAAUCCAGCGCGCGACCCUUCCUCAACAUCUGGGUUAAACCUUCCAGCUUGGAUUACUCACAAACGGAAGGUCUUUGUGGCGUUUACGACCGAAAUAGGGGAAAUGACGUCCUCGACAAUCGUGGUAGACCCAUUCCUGAAAGUAACCGCCAUCCAGAUGAGUUCUCGAUGAAAUGGCACGUCAGUUCGGGAGCGAGUAUUUUCACUGGAGUACCAGCAGCCACCGUUCCUGGAAUCACUCGCUUCUGUAGCUGUGUCCAGGGUCGCCAGGUGUUUUGUGUUAACAGUCACGGCACCAUGAGGUGUCUAGAAACACGUUACGACAUCACUAGGACGAUAGAAUCCCAGGCCAGACUACCUCAGCUUGGUGGUAGGGGCAGAGGUAAACGUCAGGCCUCAAUUACCCCAGUCACACCAGAGGUGUUGCCGCAGAACACUUUGAACUACACACUGGAUGAAGCUAAAGAUGUAUGUUCUAAUGCGAUCUAUAACAACUCGGUGACCGUCCAGUGUGACAGCGUGGUGAAUGGUUCCGACAUUUCAGAGAGGAUAGACAACUGUGCGGCCGACUUAUACUCUACUGGUGACGACGUCUGGGCACUUGAUUCAAUCAAGGACAUCAUGGAGGAAUGUUUGGGAGAGGUGGACAAGACUCCAGUGAACGGGUCGAACUCCAGUGUACCUGUCAUUGAUACCUCUAGUCUUUGUAGUGAGGACUGCCAAAAUGGAAACUGUACUCAAGGAGUGUGUCAGUGCGAGCCUGGAUUCGCCGGAACUGACUGCUCGGUAUCCGCCAGAAACACCACACCGACGGUAAACGCCAUGCCAGUAAACAAUGUCGGAUGUGAUGUGAGACAUUCUAGCGACAGGUGUCAGACAGUCAUGAUCCUGGGACAAAACUUUGUUGAAUCACCUACCCUGACUUGUCACUACACGUAUAUCAAGGUAACAUCUUCAGUAGAAUCAAUUGGACUCGAGACUACAGUUUCUGCAAACUUCACGAAUAUGUACCAAGUAUCAUGUCGUCUGCCCGAUGCUAAUACUGGAGCCUUGAUAAGAGUGAGCAAUGAUGGUGCUACACAGAGCACCAAUCAGUACCUCCAUCUUGUGUUCGACUCAAUCUGCUACCAAUGUUCGAUCGCUAAUGAUACGUCGGCAUCCACGUGCAGUCGAAAGGGUGAUAGCUGUGUUAUCGACGAGGCCUGUUAUGGUAAAGACGAAACUAAACCCGGGGAGAAGUAUCAGGUUUGCAAGCCUGACAAGAGCGAAUCCUCGUGGACUGAUACAUGUAAUUCAGACCCCGCCUGUAGUCCAUCAGUACAGGCCUCAAAACAGGACGAGGACAGCACUUUCGACCAGACGGAAAUCGUUAUCCUAGCAGUAGUGUGUGGAAUCCUUGGAUUCUGUUUACUCGUGGCCAUCGGAUACAUUGUGAAAAACAGAACGAAGAAGCCGAACCACAAAAAGUACACAGUUCAUGAAGAGAAAACGGAGAAUAUACCGGAAGUAGCCUACGAUAACAAAAUGUAUGCGGACAAUACUUACAGAAUGUAGUCAAUCGAGAUUUGUCAUUUGUAAUUUUCGAAGGAAAAUAUGUAAAUGGAAAGUAAACCUUUAAUAAACGUUUGUAUUAUGUAAAAGACAUUUUCUUUUACCUUUCUAAGUUCACGUAAGUAAUAUAUUCUUUGUGUAUGUACACUUUUCUUUGAUGUUAACCAGUAUUCCUUUUCGAAACUCAUAAAUAAAGGGGUUUUACGCACAUUCCUUCUGUUCCAACAGUUGUUUAAACCAACUUGGAUUUCCAAUUGUUUGACCCUAGUAUCAACGAUGAGUGGUAGAAGGACGAAACAGCUGUAUGGUUCUGUGUAAUUCAUUUGUGCCAUGCUGUAUCUAUUACCAAAUUGUAUAGGUGAAGUCCCAAGUGUGUGUCUUAAGUUCAUUUUUUUAUCAAUGUAAUACCUCAUCUUCUAAAAAUAUGAUUAUCAGUAAACAUGCAGAAAGGACCAGUAAUUAAUGUACACCUUCAAAAAUAUGUGUUUGAUUAAGGAGCAUGAAUUUAUUUUAUCUUAAUUUGAUAUUAUAGUUAGAUAAUGCAAUAUUCAACAAUGUAAAGAUGCACUUCAUUCAUUUGGAUUGGUUUCAGACACCCAUAUGCUUAUCUCUACGUUGGUUCAUCCUAACACGUAAAUAUUUUGUAGAAAAUACGUUAUAGUGCUCACAUACAUAUAGGGGUGCUUUGCUAGUGACACACAGUGAUAUAUACAUAUCGAUCCGUCCUCUUAACAAUAAUAUAAUAGUACGAUCCGGAGUAUACAUAUCCGUAUUUGUCCUAUCGAUUUUAAUUUGACAACACUCGGCUAAUGCUAGAUCAUUUAUAAUGUAACACUAUCGUAUACCACGCGUGGAUACUUAUUACAACAUGAAGACGCCGCACCCAUCUUAGAAAUUUCGACAAAUAUACGCUCUUUGUAAUUACUAUUAAAUCAGAUGUGUUUAACAUGUGUACGACAUCAGUAACAUGUGGCAAUAUCAUUCUGUAAUGUUUUAUAACAAAGAGAACAUUGACAUGAUAUGACAAUGGCAAUUACGUUCCUGUUUUAUUUAACAUUGUGUUAAUCAGCACAAUCAUACAUUUAUACCGCCUUGUUAUAUUUUUCUUUAGUUAGCAUGAUUUUAUAUGAAAGACAAUUAAUUACUAAAGUGAUAUUACAAUUAAUUACGAAAGUGACCAUACACGUUUGUGUUAAAUAUCCCUCCAAAUAAUGUAUUGCAAUACAUGUUCUGUCAACGACUACUAGAACCAAAUUACAUAUUUAGAGUUUCAUUUUUUUUUUCUUAUAGAUCAUCAUGUAAGUAAGACAAUACAAGAAUAUCAAUCAAUAGAAAUAUCAAGGUAAAUGCACAUAUUGAUAUUUAAAUUAUCUUUACGAUCUUUGUAAAGCAAAACAAUGUAUUUCAUUAAUAAAAUUUGAGAAAU